AGCUGACAUCUUGAUUCACUCUCCCAACACAAAGAAUCGGCCCCAUCACAAAUUGAGUGUCGUGCUUGUUCAUGACUAAUGUCAAGCCUUUGCCUUGAUAAGUUAAUCAUCAUUUUCCUAAUAUAUGCAUCUUGAUAACUUAAUAGUUUAGCUGUCCCUUAUUAGAGUUCCAGGGUUCAAAGUGAAUACUACUCCAGAAAAAUAUUUCAUAUGAAUGCCUAACUCAUCUAGGUGCUGUGUAAUUCGCCAUACCUAUUAAAUAUUUAAAUCAAUGCAAUGGGAGUGCCUUUCAUUUUUAACCUCCUUUCUGCCCAUGUGACAUCUUAACAACUAUCGCAGCAUCACAGUUUUUCGUGAUUUGUGAGUUUGUGAGCUCUAUAAUGCAUUUCUUAGGUUAAACCCAACCUUUCUUAGUUGACAUAUUGAGUGUGAUUGGUGGUUUAUUUGUUGUGACAGUUCUGAUAUGCAAUUGUCAAGGGAUCUGCAAGAAAAGGAAUUUAAGCAGCCAAAUGUUUAUUUUGGUUCAGGGUUGGUUAGAGGUCCUCAGGCUCUCGUAGCAAUGGGGCCAAAAAAGAAAAAGGAACAGACACGCAUUCAGGAUUUGAUAGCUACAGUUAAGGAAUCAGAUGAAGAGUUCCGAGCUUUUGCAGUAACUAUUCCUACAAGAGAAGAGAUGAUUCAGGAAAAUUUUCCCCUGACUGAUUGGAAACCUCCGACUCUUUCAUGGUGUUGCAAAAAUAUUAAUAGAAUCCGUCAUGCGGAAGAAAAGUUGGAUGCUGGAGAAAAGGGCAUGGAAUGGGUACAUGCUUGGAGCAAUUUGUACUGGAAGGGAGAAGUGAAACCUGGGAGCGAAGCUUUUGUUGAUCAUCCCGAGGAAGAUCAAAAGAAAUUAUUAAGACAAAUGUUGGAUGACAUAAAUGACUCAAAGACAAGAAUUUCUUAUAAAAAGUGGAAGUUUGCCUUGAUGAAGAAGAGUGAAAAGGAUCCUUCUCGAUUUAGGUUGGAGAGACGAGAAGAGGAGGGUGCUAAUAGUGCUGAAGUGAAAGUGAAAGCGGUUGAAGUGGAAGCGGACAUCCCCGCUGAAAAGAAAGUGGAAGCGGCUGAAAAGGAAGUUGAAAAGAAAGUGGAAGCGGCUGAAAAUGAAGUGGACAUUCCUGGAUUAAAUGUUGUUACUGUUGAUGAAGUUGGCGACCACCCGGUAGAGUUGUUGGACUUGCGCAAGUACAUAAAGAAUGGAGCUUCUACUCCGACUGCAGGCUCCCUUACAUUUAUAACCAGUCUGAACGUAAAGUUUUCAAAACUAACCAGCCUACGUUCAACUUUUCAAAACUAACCAGCCUAAUUCAUUAUAACUCUGGCGACCCCUGAAGGAGUUGUGGUGAGAGUAGUGGUCGCCCCUGCCAAGGGCGACCUGUGUGUUUUUUUUGAGAGUAACGGUCGCCCCUGGCAAGGGCGACCUGUGUUGAUUUGUGGUGAGGGCAUGGGUCGCCCGUGCCAAGGGCGACCCCUGUUGGUGGGUUUCCCUCCGCACACGGUCGCCCGUAGCAGGGGCGACCCACACUUAAUUUAAUUCGCAAAUAUUUUUUUAUUUACCUAAUUUUUUUUAUUUACCUAAUAUUUAAAGUUUAUUAAUUAUUUACCUAAUAUUUAAAGUUUUAUUUACCUAAUAUUGAAAUGUGAUGCAGAGAAUUAUUUUUUGAAGGGUGUGCAAAUAAUUUUGAUUGUAUGGUCACAUCCAAGGCCUGCACUGCAGUAGGUUUUUUAGCUUUUUAUUACAAAACAUU
Molecule: messenger RNA, 1784 nt
Organism: Daucus carota subsp. sativus
Lineage: Eukaryota; Viridiplantae; Streptophyta; Magnoliopsida; Apiales; Apiaceae
Exons: 2
Coding region: 464-1333 (289 amino acids)
Source: RefSeq, a predicted model, not a curated record